GGCGGCGCGGGCGGCGGCGGCGGCGCAGACAAAGGCGCGGGCGGUGCGGAGGGCGGCGUGGAGGGCUCGGGCCCCGGAGCCAGCGAGCGAGUGGGGCGCCCGACUGCGGGGAGUCGGCGCCGCGGGGCCGCACCCGUCUCCCGCCCGGACACUUGCGGGGCGCCGAGCCGGUAGGAGGUCAAACCAGCAGCUCCUACCAUCCUUCUGGCUGCCCCUUGGAGCCCACCCAGGCCAGCCUGACUAAUGUCCACAGCCAGGGAGCAGCCCAUCUUCAGCACACGGGCGCAUGUGUUCCAGAUUGACCCGGCCACCAAGAGGAACUGGAUCCCCGCGGGCAAACACGCACUCACUGUCUCCUACUUCUACGAUGCCACUCGCAACGUCUAUCGAAUCAUCAGCCUUGGGGGUGCCAAGGCCAUCAUCAACAGCACUGUCACCCCCAACAUGACCUUUACCAAAACCUCCCAGAAGUUCGGGCAAUGGGCAGACAGUCGCGCCAACACUGUCUAUGGCCUUGGCUUUGCUUCUGAGCAGCAUCUGACCCAGUUUGCUGAGAAGUUCCAGGAAGUGAAGGAAGCAGCGAGGCUGGCUCGGGAGAAAUCUCAGGAUGGUGGGGAGCUCACCAGUCCAGCCCUGGGGCUCACCACCCACCAGGUGCCCCCGAGCCCCCUUGUCAGCGCCAAUGGCCCCGGCGAUGAGAAGCUGUUCCGCAGCCAGAGCGCAGAUGCCCCUGGUCCCACCGAGCGUGAGCGGCUCAAGAAGAUGCUGUCCGAGGGCUCCGUGGGCGAGGUGCAGUGGGAGGCCGAGUUCUUCGCGCUGCAGGACAGUAACAACAAGUUGGCGGGCGCCUUGCGAGAGGCCAACGCCGCCGCUGCCCAGUGGAGGCAGCAGCUGGAGGCCCAGCGUGCAGAGGCCGAGCGGCUGAGGCAGCGGGUGGCUGAGCUGGAGGCCCAGGCUGCCGCCGAGCCACCUGUGGUCAGUGAGAAAGAGGGGCCAGGGCAGUCGCUGGAGCAGCUGGAGGCACUAGUGCAAACCAAGGACCAGGAGAUCCAGACGCUGAAGAGCCAGACGGGUGGGCCCCGUGAGGCCCCAGACAACUCUGAGCGUGAGGAGACGCAGCAGAAGGUGCAGGACCUGGAGACCCGAAAUGCAGAGCUGGAGCACCAGCUGCGGGCAACGGAGCGCAGCCUGGAGGAGGCACGGGUAGAGCGGGAGCGGGCCCGGGCCGAGGUGGGCCGGGCGGCGCAGCUGCUGGAUGUCAGGCUGUUUGAGCUGAGCGAGCUACGGGAGGGCCUGGCCCGCCUGGCCGAGGGCACGCCCUGAGCCUGGCUGCCGGGUCCACGUGGGAGCAGGAGCCUGCAGGAGCUGGUUUUACACAAACGAUUCCCACCUGGGGCACGGGCCAGGCCGCAGGCGGCACAGUGGGCCAUUCACCCUGGCAGGGACUGGAGCCCGACUCAGCCAUGGGAGGGCCUGGUCACAGUUCUGCAGCCAGUCCUGGCUGUUCACAGCUCAGGGGCUGUUUUUGAGCUUUUCAUUGUGUAGGUUUCUAGACCUCCCAGGGCGUAUGCUGGUGCCCACAUUACAUUUCUAAGCGUG
Camelus dromedarius (Arabian camel) is the source of this 1599-nucleotide messenger RNA. RefSeq names its product homer scaffold protein 3 (gene HOMER3). The coding region runs from base 244 to 1323 and encodes 359 amino acids. The record is from RefSeq and is a predicted model, not a curated record. Lineage: Eukaryota; Metazoa; Chordata; Mammalia; Artiodactyla; Camelidae. The transcript is spliced from 10 exons. Gene Ontology annotation, molecular function: G protein-coupled glutamate receptor binding. Gene Ontology annotation, cellular component: cytoplasm; plasma membrane; postsynaptic density. Gene Ontology annotation, biological process: G protein-coupled glutamate receptor signaling pathway; regulation of store-operated calcium entry.